AUGAAAUAUUUGUUAAUUCCUGCUACCAUAUAUUUUUUAGUCACAGGAUGGUACUUGUUUAUCGAAGCUAAAUUGCCAUAUUACCCUUUUUAGCAUCUGCUUGAAUUCACUCCGAAUGUAUAAUAAAUAAAUCUAUUACCUAAGCAUGCUAUUUAGGCAUUAUUCGCAGUUGCAUUAGGAUUAUGUAUUGUUAUUGACAACCAAAAACUGCUUAUGGCAUUUCUAUUUAUAGGUGUAGCUGAUCUCUCAUUGAUUGUCAGACAAUGUUUUAAAUUGGAAAUGCAGGAACUUAGUGAAGCAUUAUAGCAGUAUUGAUACAUCCUAAAUAUUUGAAAGUGUUGGAUACAAGACAGUGAUGAUGGGAAUCAUAAUAGAAGCUAUGCGCAAAUAGAUUAUUUAUGAGGAGCCAGAGAAAAAGAAGAAGAAGAAGAAGAAGGUGAAGAAGAUGGUUGAAGUAGAAGUGGAAGAGGAAGUCGAUGAUGAAGACGAUAAAGCAGUUGAAACCAAAAAACUUAAUCCCCAAUAACAAGAAGAACCUGUGGCUGCUCCUUCAAAAAAAAAAGAAAAAAAAGGCAAGAAAUGAUUUAUAUUAAAAUGCAAAAUAUGUGUG
Paramecium octaurelia is the source of this 610-nucleotide messenger RNA. The record is from the annotation of a GenBank genome assembly. NCBI's taxonomy places the organism in Eukaryota, Ciliophora, Oligohymenophorea, Peniculida, Parameciidae.